AUGGACAGCUUUUGGGUAAGGGUCCGUCUGCUGGAUUUCGUUACAACAAGUGCCCAUGAGCCAGCGCCCUAUGGGCAGACAGAUGCUCCCUACUGGACGUGCGCUGGCCCCCUGAUGCCUCGAAAUUCUUGCCAGUACGCAGGACCAUCAAGGCAAGGACAUUUUCCUCGCCGUCGAAAACUGAGAGCCCCUCGAGUGGGAGGGCCCCUAGCCUCACGCUUCCCCUUGACAAAUGGAUCGGGGCGAAGCCAAGCAGAGGGAUCGGAUGGAGAGACGCCGGGUGUCACCGAACCGUCAGAGAGCGCCGCUCUCAGAGGCGUCGAUUCCCCCGAGCACGAGGCCCCCCUACCCUCUGUGGAAGACGUGUGCGGGGGAUCCGAGGAUCUAAGCGCCUGCGACUUCGUUAGAGAUGGGAUCUGCGUCAUAUCCGCGGGAUAUAUGAGGCUGUGGCACCGCCGUCGACGAUGGCGGGAGUCGGCGCCUCGCCGGGGGCCCCCAGAGCCACGCUGGGUCGAGGGUUUAAGGAUUCGCAGCCAGGGAGACAUUGAGGUGCGAGGCGCUGUUAUUAAGUGCACGCAGUCAGCUCUUAGGGGAGAGGCCAUUCCAGGAAAGCGGCGUCGACUCCGCGUCAGGGGGCCUUCAGGCUUUGCAUGGGCCCCUAAUUUUGCGAGGGGUGCCACGACAGUCCGAGGAGCCUCAGCCGCAAGACCCCCCCCCGAUCAACGCAUAGAACUAUGCACGGUGGGCAGCAUCCGACUCCUGGGAGGUGCACGGCUUCACUGCACCGAGACGUUGCUGUUUACGGGUGACUCCGUGACUGUGGCAGAGACGGCAGAUAUUACCGCCUCAGGCACCGUCCAGUUGAGGGGCCCUUCCCCUUACACCUCCCCAGAUCCCGAUGCAACCCUCGAGCUAGAACCUCUCUCUACGAACGCCCCCCUCGAGAAUAUCGCCAGACGGCUAAAGGCACUCCUGGCCGUCGGGCGGAUGCCUGGGGAGAAGGGCCCCUUGCCACAGGGGAAUUCUUCCUUGCCUGCGACUGCCCCCAUCUCCGGUCCAGCUUCACUCAGCGACGCUGCUCCACAAGAAGGAAAAAAGGGGGAGACCACCCAAAGGGUGCCUCAGCUGGAACCAACUUCAGAGGCUGAGCUGCGAGGUGGAAGCCAUGGGGGCCUGGGAGGUGUUGCUACCGACCGUUGCGAAGCUACCGCCUUCAGCCACCCCUUGAAGGCUCCUCUUGAGGUGCGAGGCAACAUGCUGCUGCCCCUCAGCAAGGGCGAGGCUGGCGUUCUGCACAGCAGCCGUGUGAGCAGCUCGAAACGCCCUCUACAGGAUGCUUCUAGCGGGCAGCCCUCGCAGCACGACUCUGCCCUCCAACCCCCUAGAGGAGGAGGCCUCGUUGUCAUUGUAGCGGCGCGGCAUCUUGCUGUGGAGGGUCAGGUCAGUUCCUCGGGAGAGCCAGGGUGGGGAUGUGGGGAGGAGCACUGGGAGCUCUCAGAGUCUGCGCAUCAGAGCCACAGCGCGGUAGGCAUCGCUGAGUCGAGGCCGGCGAGACGGAGCGCCGUUAGAGCGUUGAAAUCUCUCAUGCUCAGGCUGGUUAGCUUCUCCUCUGGACGCGUGACAGCGGCGGGAGCUCACACGUCGAGGCGACCUGUAGCGACCUGCGCGGCUGGGGGGAGUGGGGGGUCGAUAGUGCUAGUAGCGGAAUCCUUGAGUUUCGCUAGCCACAUGCGCAGUGGGAGGGUCACAGCCGCAGGAGGUGGCUGCUUAGGAGGGCGUCCGGGUAGAGGAGGCAAGCGCUCUGGCUCCGCCUCGGAGCACUCAAGCGCUUCCCCUCAGGAGUCUUCAGGAGCCGGCAGUUGGGAAUGUGCAGCGGGGGGUGGGGGCCGCAUUGCGAUAUAUGCAGAGCAGCCGCACCCUCUGGACCCCGUGGUUUUGGCGCCUGGGGGUUGUGGCCUACGCAGCAACCGAUUGGACCUCAUGCCUUGUCUCUGCGGGGGAGGAGGAACCAUCUUUUCGAGGGCUCAUCGCCGGUUAGUUGUUGCGAACAAGCUAACGGCCAUCGCCGCAGCUGCUGCCUCCCAGCCGAACGCGUGGGAAUCCAACGGCACGCCAGCGGCGCCUCGUCCCUUGCGCAGCACGCACGAGACUGCCAAUCAAGGGGGCCGUAACAGCCCAGUACUCGAAGGAGGCGAAGUCGCGGGCACACUGCUCGGGAUCGCCUCUGUGGAUGGAGCGCCGAUGGGGGCUCCCUCUGGAUUAGAAGCUCUUGCUGUCCUGAGUGUGCAGCCAACCCCAUUGCCGGUGCCUCUUUACGCCCCUUCCAUUACGCUUGCUGUGGAAGCAGCCGUGGUCACUUUUGGGAGUGUCUCAGCAGCCGUCGAGGCGCGAGGCUGGCAUGAAGUGCCAAAAGGACCUGAAGCCUCUCGGCAGGAGACCUCUGAGAAAGGAGGGCCCCGGAAGGAGCCCAAGGUCGUUUUAGGGAGUCUGCUGCUGCAUGGUGGCACUCGAGGCUCUGCGCUACACGUCCUGGCGCCUCUCCAUCUACACGCUGCAGAGGGAAGCAUCCGCCUCCGUCAACGGAGUGCCCUAGUGCUGGCUCCCUGCGGCAGCAAUGAGGCACAGCCGGCGAGCUCUCCUCUAGAGGGCCCCUGCAGCUCCGAGAGUCUCCCCCUUGCGGGGCGUCUCCUCGGGGUUGCCGUCGUUGUGUCAAGUGUAGCCUCUGUAUCCGUCGGGGAGGGGGCAGCCAUCCGGAUCAUUCCAGGACCUAGAGACUUUCUCUGCGGGGGGGAGACUGUUCCCGCAAUCGCUGUUUCGCAGCAGCGAUCCCUCGAAGCGACGAAAGCGUCAGGCAUUGGUCUGCUCGCAGGAGAGCGGCUAAUGCUGCAUGGAAACCUUGUAGUGGCGGCCACACCGAGUGACUGCCUCCCUGUGCCCGUGAAGCAAACCACGGCGCUUCUCUUUGGAGGUCGUGAGGUGUCGGUGCGUGGGGAGCAGCAACUCGACAGGCUUGUUUUGCUUAGCCAGGGAACGGUCACCUUGGGGGGGAGCUGCACGGUGGGAGCCCCCAAUCGCUGCACUGCGCGGCGCACACCGCUUUUCCGCAAGCCCUCUAACGGCACGGCCGUGAAUCACAGUACCGUCUGCACUGCUGUGGAGGAGUACACUGCUGCCCAAGUGGCUCCUCAGCUGCAGGCAGCUGCUGCGGCAGAUGGCGUGACUUCUCCGCCCUCCUUGUUGCACGGAUACCAGGGCUGGCGGCUGCAGGGUGCCGACUCUUAUCGGGACGCUGAACGAAGCAGUUCUGGUGCAAACUCGGCGGAAGCAGACGUCGCAGAUCCCUUGGGAGUCGGCGUCAGCGACAGCUGCAGUGGACGCCCGCUUGCCGAUUCGCGCAUGGCGUUUGGUUGCUUGGGCAACACGCUGCCUGGCUUUGCACCACACGAGGCGUCCUGGAGCGACAGGCUCCUAAGAGCCGUUCGCCAGAUUUCUCCAGAAGGCGGGCACCAAGGGAAGGCGCGAGAGUCACGCCGCCACGCUAAAGAGGAAGGCCUUUCGCAGGAGAGGGCGAAUUCUCCGCCUAGAGGGGAGCAGCCGCACGGAGACGCUGCUGCCUCAGGGAUUGCUUCCCUGGAAGACGGAGCCCCUGUGGGGUUUCCGGGAAAAGUGAUGGUUGUAGAGGCUUUGAGCCCUCCCGUUCGCGAAGUUGCCAAACAGAGAAAGAAGCGUGGCUUCUGGAGAGGACUGGCUGCAUUGCUUGAGCCCGAGGCCGCCUUCUCACCUCCCAAAGCUCCCUCCGCAGAGGGCAUUCACCGUUCGUCGCUUCGCUCUCCAGCGUCUGAGAGUGAAGCAGCGACAGAGGGCGCAGAGGCAUCAGCCUCGGCCGGGCGUGAUUCCCCACUGAAGACGCCUCAACGGAGUCUUGAGGGAAUGCAGUCUGAUGAGGGGGCAUCUGAAUCCUCUGAAACAUCGGCGUUUUCUUCCUUGCGAUGGCCCUCACAAACGCCGUUCGCCUCCUUGGAGCAGGAGCCCUUCCCACUGACUUCGCGGGUGUCGCCUGCUGCCGCUGCUCUUGGAGGCGAAGAUGCCCCUCGCCUGAACGAUGGGGUCGCAGCGUCGGCAACUUUGGCAGAUGUUGAACUUCUUCAGGCAGGUUCAGUUCCUUGGGGUCACCUGGACGCAACUAUUUUUGCAAGGGACGGUGUCGUGCUGGAGGCGGGGGCAUCCCUUGUCGGGGGAGCUCUUUUAGUAUGUGGAGGUCAUGGCAAUACACAGCUUCAGGGAACGAUCGACGCAAGCCGCCGCGGCUGUCAACCGGUUCACGGGCCUGGUGCUGGAAGCCGAGGCGUUGCUCUAGAUUCGCCUUCAACAAGCAGCGAAGCUGCCAAUUCCCAGAAUAUAGCCGUGGAGUCUGCGCUGUUGUGUGGGGGAGGAGGUGGGGCGCACGUGGGGUCUGGAGGAGACGGCGUCCACGCGGUAACUGGAUUUCCUUGUAGGGGUAGUGGGGGCGUCGGCUAUGACCGAGAGCUCGUGUCGAAGUUGCAAAGGAUCCUCCCUUCUUCUAAAGCUGCCGCAGCACAGGAGGCCUCUGUUGGGGGGGAGCGUCUUAGGGCUUUUGCGUCGACAGCGAGCGCCUCAGGGGGUGGAGGGGACGUCGCAAGAGCUGGGAGUGGAGGAGGAGUUGUAUGGGUUCAGGGGCAGGUCGUUACAGUAGAGGGCCAGAUUUUGGCUGAUGGUGGAGGGGGCGAGCUGAUGCAAGAUGCCAUCAUAGACGUUGAAGUGGACCCCGAGAAAUGCACACCCCUUGCUCCCCCGGUUGGUGAGGCGCAAAGGGGGUCCUCAGAAAGCGCAGGCGACUCCGGCCUCUCAGCCUUAGCUGCGGCUGCUGCCGUUUCAACGGGUGCUGCCGCGUGGAACGGCGUGGGCACCAAGGUGGGGGAGGGGUCUUUCUCGAGCGGGGCGCUAUCCCAAUCAAACGUCCAUGACGGAGUACUGUUGUCGUCUACGAGACCAGCGCAAAAAAGGUCACGCUCCGAGGAGGAUGAUAAGGCUACCCUCGGGAGCCCCUUCACAAGGGACAGCGUUUCGUGCCAGCUCUCCGGUAUUUUGUCUGACCCUGCACAACUUGGGCAGGGUGGCGGGGCAGGAGGCUCCGUAGUCAUUGAGACGGCAAUUCUCCUGGGGGGGGGCACAGUGUCUGCGCAGGGCGGCUCAGGAGGCCGCUGCACCGGGGGUGGAGGCGGGGGAGGAGCCAUCGACUUUCUAUGGGACAUAGCUUUCUUCACCUGGCCAGAACGCCUGCCUCCAGAACCGGAUCUGCGGCUGCCAAAGAGCCACGGCUUCGACGUUAGCAGCCAGCUCGCUGCGGAAGCGGAAGCGAAAGCGGGUGCCUUGCAGGGGCACCAGGGUGGGAGCGCCUUCAUCCCGUGGAUUCGCCCUUUGAACUUUGCGGCUGGUUUCAGCGGAUCGCUGCUCGUCAAUGGGGGGCGUAGCGACCCCUCGACGGCUUGCGGGCCCCUGCAGCUGCCUCUAGGCUACUCUGGCUCUCCUGGAGAGGUGCGAAGCGCGUUGGGAUGCCCCCCUGGUCACGCCGGCUGGCGGUGCAGCCCUUGCCCAGUAGGAUAUUUCUCUCUUGGAGGAGGAGAUGCUUGCCUCAGCUGCACAAACAAGCCGUCGGACGCGGCAUUCUACACGCGAGAGGGCGUGCGCGACCCCCAGUGCCCGUUUGCGUGUGCGGAGGGCUAUCCAGACGCCGCUGUCAACCCCCGCUGCCUGCCUCUUUUCCGCUUCGUAUUGGACGCUCUGCUUUCCUUCGCCGUCCUGCUUCCCAUGGGCGCUGUGUGUGUGAUUCUCUUGGGCCUUGCAGCCCUCAUAAGGGAGAUGGCGCGGCGACGCAGCCAACAGGGCUGGGGUUAUGGAGCUCUCUUCGGAUCCCCCAGAUCCUCGAUCCCUGUUUAUGUUGGGGCACUGGAAAGCGGCGUCACAGCCGCUGGGUUUGGAGGGGUGCAGCCGUCUCCUUCGAGUUCCUUGGGGUUUCUUGGUGGGUCUACCGAAGAGAGACGGAUGCACUUGGCGGUACAUCACCUUACCCUGGAGGACCUGCCCUUCCACGUUCUGCGCAUCUAUCUACAUGGCCGCAAUUCCCCUGACUCUCCUUGGGGCUUGGAUGGGCAGCCUCCCUCGUUUCUGGAGCCUCUCAUAAUCCCCCACCGAUUUGCUGGGUUCGCUGCAGCAGCGAACUCCCUUUGCGGUUUCAGCCGUUCGUUUGUGUGUCUGUACGGCGCCCUGUCUUUCCUUUAUCCCCCUCUGGCGGCGCUGCUUCUCCGGAGAGCAAGAAGCCGCAGAGCAGACAAACUGAUUGCACUCUGCAGCACUCUCUCUGGAGGGCCUUCAGGAGCGAGUGACGGUGGAUCGCCAGGUGCCUUGCCUUGGGGGCGGCGUGGCCCUCCGUGGCGAUGGUUUCUGGAUCUGCUGCGUUUCGCGAGAGGUAGCAGCCAACGUCGAGGCAUUGGGGUGUCUGCUACGGCGUCGUUCUGGCGCAGCAUCCGCGCGCGAGAGCUGUCCUUCGCCCUGAAGUUCGGCUGCGACCCAGACUGCACACUGGGGUUCGUGGAUGUGCUGGACCUCGAUCGAAACAUUUUGGAUUACCGUUGCUCUCCGCAACUCCCUCUGGUUCUGCUGACUCAGGGGGACGGUCGGACUGUGCCCUUCACACUUGCCAGGGGAAUUCGAGAACCAGGGGCACCCAGAUCGGCUCGAGGGCUCCGCCAAGCAGAUGAAAAAGGCACCCCGGCGGAUCCCUUACAAGGUGCUCUUGAGGAGCUGGCUUCGCCCUGGGUGUGGGCCUGCAUUGUCGACUUUUUUAGCGAGAAAGUAAAAGAACUUACGACGGAAGAACUGGGUGCCCUCAGAGCCCUUAGAAACCUUGAAACUGAUGACGGCCGGAGGGGUGCCAAGGGCGGCGCUGAUUACCAAGUGGGGGGUUCCCAGGAGGUCGGCAAGUGUAUGGGCACUUCUCUGCCUUCGAAUCCGCCAGAGACGCGCACAGCAGUCCCCAAUGUCUCGAGCCCCUUUUCGAGGUGUGGGAGGUGUGGGAAGUUACAGUUGCCUUCGGCUUGUGCAUCCUCGGGAGGCGGUGGGCCUCUCGGCAUGCUUAUGGGGGGCCCUCUCUACGCCCUUCGCACUGUUGCGCGACUCUGUGAAGGCAUUCGGCUGAUGAGCAACAGACUCCUCAAGCCCCAUGGCAUUAGCGCUGCCGUCGUCUUCCUGGAGAGUCGUGGGUUUGUUAGCAGAACAGACGGGGUCCGAAGAGCAACGGGCAUUCCGCAGGAAAUCGCCGCCUUUCAUUCCAGAGUGCCGAAGCGGAGCUCUAGGAGGCCUCCACUGCCCAACGAUGAGCGUCAAAGAUGCAGAGGCUUGCCAGCGCUUUCUUCUGGAAAGAGAGGGGCCGUCUCUGGCGACGCCGUACCGCCUGCACCGUGGGGGCCGCUAGGUGGCCGUCGGUUGUUGCUUCGAGCAGCUUCAUCCCCGUCUGCUCUCCUUGACAGUCUGAGGCGUAACGGCGGCACCCAAGAAGACAAGGAUGCGGCCUUUGAGGCCACGUUUAGCGGAGGCUCUCUAGGAGCCGACUCUCUUACAGGGCGAAGGGACAGUCGCCACGAUGUGGAGCGAGGGGGUUCUACUGCUUCCUUUGAAGCCUUGGGGUCGGGACCGCAGCAGGGACGGCCAAGCUACUGCGAUCAGCGUUGGGGAGAGGGUGUUGUUACUGUGGAGAGAGAGGCGGCGCUUGCCCUCGUUAUUACGGAGGAAGCUUCGGAGUCUGGCGCGGAGGUACAGCAGGGAGCUCCGAGCGCGCGGGAAAGGGGCGUCACAUGGGAUGCAAGUACCCAGGCAGUUGCAGUCCCUUGCUUUCCCCCCGCUUCUUCUACAGCAGUAACCUCCCCCCUGGACCCCCGCCGACUGUCACCAGGCAAUCCUCCUCUAGCCCCCUACACCGCUGCAGCGGCCACGGCGCUCCAAAAGUCUAUCCCCUACUGGGGAGCAGGGCUAGCGCUUCCAGUUCCGCAGACUUCUGGCGGCUCUGGUGGUCCGCCUACCUUGCGGCAGGCAUUCGACAGAUCGGUGCUUCCCUCGCCGAAGCAGCAGGUGCCAGGCAGCAAAAGAGGCCUCCGAAGAGUUGUGAGCCCGUUCAGUGAGCUCUCCUCCCCCCAGUCGCAUGCAACCAGUCCAGUUUCUCCCCGAGAGCGUGCGGAGGAUGGCACGAGGGUGACCCACCAUAAGGAGGCUGGGGGGCCUGCAAAGUGUCUAGUCAUGUGUCUUGCUGACGCUGCGAGGCGAUCAGCUGGGGCAGAUGCCCAACACCUCAGGGAUGCGGUGGAGGCGCUUCAGAAGAGCGCUCGUGCCAAGCUUGGGACUGUGCCUCAGAGCAGCGCUACAGCGGUACACCCUGAGAGCUCGGCGGAAGUCUCGCGAAUCACAACAAUGAGCGCGGCAGAGCCCGAAGCAGAGGGUGCGCGGCCCGCAGUAGAGCCGCACGAGACUCUUGCGCCGCAAAGAAGUAUUCUGCGCCCUCUACCACUACUACAGCUUGCAUGGAGGCGGCUCCGCUUUCGCAGCUCUCCCACAGAGAUGGCGAGGCAAGUCGAAAGCUCUCCUCUUUAUACCCAUGCGCAUGCCACCCCUAGAUAG
Molecule: messenger RNA, 8688 nt
Organism: Cyclospora cayetanensis
Lineage: Eukaryota; Apicomplexa; Conoidasida; Eucoccidiorida; Eimeriidae
Exons: 7
Coding region: 1-8688 (2895 amino acids)
Source: RefSeq, a predicted model, not a curated record